This is a messenger RNA of Darwinula stevensoni, 1806 nucleotides long. Lineage: Eukaryota; Metazoa; Arthropoda; Ostracoda; Podocopida; Darwinulidae. The record is from the annotation of a GenBank genome assembly.
AGUUUCAGAGUGCAAGGUAGUUGGAUGAUGGAGUGAGAGGAAGUUCCUGUGGGAAGGCAUUUAUUGGAAUGUGGGUGGACAGUGUCCUUGUCCUGCUCAUUUCAAUUGGGACAGCUCUCCUUGGUGAGCUGCUCACAUGGGGUCUUGUCUAUCGCACUGAGAAGUAUCAAAAGCUCAAAGCUGAGGUGGAUCGGCAGAGCAAACGCCUUGAAAGAAAGCGAGAGGCCCAUGGCGAAAUGGUGGAUCGACAGGUAAAGAAGAAGAUGGAACGGGAGGAGGAGCGGCUGAAAGCCAACAGCCGGGACCUUCAGUUCGUUAAGAUGAAGUCCAUGAUGGCGAUAGGUUUUGUAUUCACAGCUCUACUCUCCACGUUCAACUCCAUCUUUGAAGGGCGUGUGGUGGCAAAGCUCCCAUUUGUGCCAAUUUCCUGGCUCCAGGGCAUCUCCCACCGCAAUCUCAUGGGUCAGGAUCCUACUGAUUGUUCAUUCCUAUUCCUGUACAUCCUCUGCACCAUGUUUGUGCGACAGAACAUCCAGAAGCUCCUUGGCUUUGCUCCGUCUCGUGCUGCCUCCAAACAAGGCUACUCCUUCCUCUCUUCGCAACAGUUGCAGAGUAGUGUUAAGUGUUGGAUCCAAGAAGAACCGAGAGAGAUGACAGCAAUGUUACCAGACACGAGGUACCUAUACAACAUGGUGGGUCUGGUGACAGAUAUCAUAGUCCCAUGCAAGGCAAUCCUGAUGUUCCAGCCAUAUAAUGACAUGGUUGGGGAGCGAGCCCUCCUCUUCUCCAACAAGCUUAUCGUGAAUGAAUCAUAUUUACCCGAAUUCACCUCUAUCACUCCUUACGUAAAUAUCGGCGACGAGAUCGGAUUCGACUGCCACCGCCUAGAUGAAGAGGGCCCUGACCACUGCGGCUGGUAUGUCAUGAAGGCCUGGUAUGGGGACCGGCCUUCCGCUGCCUCCAUCACCGGUAACUUGGGUUACCUGACGCUGGAGGACAGCGGGUUAUUGCCAGCAAGAAAGACCGAGCUGCAGAGCAUGACGGGGAUGGUGGCCGAGCUGGCCCCCCGCAAGGGUGUCAUCACCUUCGAAACCAUCGCCGGAAGCGAGCGGGUGUUCUUCCUCGCUUCCAAGGUCUACCUCUACGGGAAGCGGCUGCCGACUAAGCAGCAUCUCUCGGGUUUCCUGCACGAGGGAGACAUAGUCCAGUUCGAUGCCUCGCCCAUGCUCGAGGGCAUGCAGAACAUGGAGGACGAGAGCUGCACCUGGUUCGCCAAGCUCGUGUGGAAGGGGAAGCGUCCCCUGUCGUUCGUGGCGCCCGAGACCAAGAUCCUCAUUCAGGAUCCAAACCGUCGGGGUGCCGACGAGAGCGAGUCGGAAUCCGAUUCCGAUGAGCUUCGACCCGAUCGCACCACAACUUCCCUCAGCUUCCUUUUCUCCAGCAACAAAUGGGGCAGUCGACCUGCCGAGGGUUACGGGAUCGUCCAGGCGGCGAACUCGGAGCUGGGGAUCCUGCUGUUCCAGCUGACGGAGCGGCUGUACGAGACCGUGCUCUUCCGGCGCCGGGACGCCUUCCUCUUCGAUCAGCGUCUCGCGGGGAAGAACCUGGCCGAGGUCUUCCGACCCGGGUACCGAGUGUCUUUCGAGGCGGUGAAGGCCCCGCUGGAUCACCCUUGCAAGUGGAUCGCCACGAAGGUCUGGUUCGACGACGAGUGAUCACGCGACGGCUGAAUCUCAUCUCUAGUCCAAGUUCGUCCUUCCUCUGGUAAGUCUCGUUCCAUGAUGUCCUCCGCGAAUUUCCCAGGAC